GUCUACGCCGCCAGGGCCAGGAGCAAGGACUCGGAGAAGUUAGUCGAAUUGGAGAUCAUGGAAGGCUUGCGGGGCCGUGCUCGGGACGUUGUACAAGACAUGAGGAUCACCGACACCGAAAAGGGGAAAAGGGGCUGCGCCGAGCCCCCCCGGUUCGGCGGGCGGCGCGCCAGUGCCAGCGCGGACUGCGGCCCGCGCGGCCUCGCCGCGAGGGGAGGGGUGGCCGGGCGGCAGCGCGAGACAAGGAUUGCCGCGAGGAUCCAGCCAGCCGAGCGCAGCAACCGCCGGGGGCCCGGCGAGACUGGCGCCCCAUUCCCGCUGAAACUUUUGUCCGCCGCGGCCGUCGACGGCGCGGAGGCCGCGCCGGCAAUCUGUCGCUUGAAGGGCGGCGCGUCUGGCCCCAGCGACAUCGCGAUGAUCAGGCGCAGGACAUCGGCCGCCUCGACGUCCGAGUGGGCGGAGUUGUUCGCUCAUCCCGCGCGGCCGCUGCCGCCCGUGCCAGAGUCGCCCGAGUCUCGCCCGGAAGCGAAGGUCAAGGUCGCGAACGGCGAGGCGAAGGCCCGCCAGAGCCAGCUCGUGGCCACCCGCAGGGGCGUCGAGAUGGAUGGCGUCGUGGGCCAGGAAGGCGCUGGCAUGUGCAUCGCGGUGGGCCUUGCUGAGGGAGCUCAAAGUGCAGGCUCAGAGGUCUGGAGGCCCCGCGUCGCGGGCGAGCCCGGCAAGCUAGUGAUCGAGCCGGCGGUGGAACUCAGCAAGCGCGGCAGUUCGGCGGAGCCGCGGAUCUUGCCUGUCAGCUUCCUCGACGGGCUGGGGGGCGCGGCCGCGUCGAUUGCGCGCGCAGGCAUUGCCAUCGCCGGCUGCAGCAGCAGCGAGACGGAUCAACGGGGCCAGGCUGGCGCUGCGCUCGCGUUGGCCUGGUCUGGCUGGGAUAGUCGGCGGCCCCGUCUCAAUUGGUCGUCCCGGGGGAAGUCGGCCCUCGUGCCCCCCGGGGUGAUCGUGGAGCCGGAAGCCAGCUACAACCUCAUCUCACCACUCGAGGUGGAGCUCGGGCAAAACAUCGCCGAGGCGAGCUUCCGAGGUUCCACUGCCGAGCUCGAGGUGAAGGACCUGCUGGGCGAGACCGUUGAAUUCUCCCAGGACCCCGUCCGAGAGACUUCGUCCGGCAGCGAGAUGGCGGAAGUAUCCCGGGCGAUUGCGGGGAAGUCAGGUCGCGCGGGGCCCGCGCACCUGCGCCAAAAGGCAGUGAGCGCUCCCCUCGGGCACAGGACCCGUGCCACCUUGUUCAGGAGAUCGAAGGUGAUGCGCCUGCACAGCUCGCAGGCGUACUGGUCAGAGCUGGAGCCGCUCGACCUGGCGGGG
Prorocentrum cordatum is the source of this 1356-nucleotide messenger RNA. Lineage: Eukaryota; Dinophyceae; Prorocentrales; Prorocentraceae. The record is from the annotation of a GenBank genome assembly.